CAGUGGUAAGUAGAGGCGCUCGAGACCCUUUUUCACCCAUCAGAUUUCGCCUUUCGGUUCCUCACACGCUCACCUUACAGACUAUAUAGCUACAUCGACCGCAUCCAAAACACGCUCGCCCCCAUCCUGGCGCCCCAACUCUAACCCCUCCCACCCACCGUCUAAGCGAUACAACUCGAACGGUUAACUCGAACGGUUACUUCUGAAAAUGUCAUCGGAGGCUGUUAAUAGCAGUUCUGCUGCUGAGGGCUUGACCCCGGCGCAGAAGCUGAUGGAGCGGCACGAACACCAUCCCACGGUCGAGGAUGUUGUGGACGAGGAGGACGUUGCUCAUCCUCCUCCUCCUCCAUCGGCCCCUCUCAAAACUGACGCAUCCGACGCCCCGGCUACGACCUUGAGCGAAAAGGCUGCCGGAAAGCAAAAGGUCGAGGAUGCGCCUGCUCCGUCAAAGAAAUCGCCGGCGAACGUCUCUUUGAACACUGCGUCUGAGGAAGCCUUCCCGGCUCUAGGUCCUGUCAAGCCGCGUGCGCCUGCGUCUGUUCCGCCUGCCUGGGGCAAGAAGCCAGCUUCGGUCAGCACCAAUGGAGUCAACGGCAGCGGGCUCACGCCCAGCACCACGACCUCUCGCGCUUCGACUCCGGCUUCGGGUAUGGGUACUCCUGUAUCUAUGCCUGUUGGCCGUGGUCCUGCUCUGCCAACGAUGGCUCUUCCCGGGAAACAUAUGGAGCAGAUCUCGUUCCACCCAUCGCAGCUUAUCCCGCGCCAGCAGCUCAAGAAGCCCUUGAACGACAUCAUCCGGGACAUCAACAAGCGCUCCAAGGCCAAGCUUGAGCAUAAGUCUGGACCCGGCGGGUUGGUUCUUUUCCAGGCCACCGGUCCCGUCGACGCUGUUCGCCAGUCUCUCAAGGAUAUCGCCAAUGAGAUUGGUUCUAAGCAAUCGGUCACUGUCCCCGUCCCCUCAUCCGUCCGCGCCUACAUCAUCGGCCGUCAAGGUUCCAAGAUCCAGGAAAUCAGCAAACGCUCCGGGGCGCGCAUCCAGGUUCCGAAACAAGAGAUCGGGGAGGACGAGGACUCCAUGAUCGAUGUGACGAUCGAGGGCAAUGCGCUGACCGCCGAGAUGGCCCGCCGCGAGAUCGAGGCCAUUGUAAACGAGCGAACAUCUACCGUGAACCUACGCGUCAAGGAUAUCCCCGCCGAAUACUAUCCCUUCCUUGCCGGGCCUCACAACUCGCUCAUCGGUGGUCUUGAAAAGGAUCGCGAAGUCCGCGUCAACAUCCCCACUUACCACACCUGGGAUACUCAAGCUCCUCCGCAAGUUUCGCGCAACCAGCCGGUUCCUUUUGUUCCACAAGCGAAGUACCCUAUUCAGAUCUCAGGAGAGCGAAAUGCUGCGCAGGAGAUUCAAGCUCAGCUAGAGCGCCGCGUCCAGCAGCUACGCCAGCAGUUAGCAAUGGAACAGCGAUCUAUCGAGCGGGGACGCCACCAGUUUAUCGUCGGCGAUCGGGGCGGAUCGUUGUCUGACUUCCUCGAAGAGACCGGCUGCAGCCUCAUCAUGCCUCCUGGCACACAUGACAGCGAGACUAUCUAUAUUGUUGGACCUCCGGAUAAGAUCGAGGCCGGUGUUAACAAGCUCGAGGAUUUGGCUGCAAGCAUGACCAUGGCGACUGCGGACUGUGCCCGAGAGCAUCGGGGCGCCAACGCCCAGGCGCACGCUCACAAUUUGACGCGCUAUCUGCGACAGCGCUCUGCUUUGGCCGAGCUCGAGCGUCUGCAUGAGGCGAGCAUUGUCACCCCUACCGACCGUGAUGGCCCAACUGCUUGGGAAAUCUACGCUCGAAACGGCAAGAACAGCAUGAAGGCGCGCGGCGACAUCAUGAGCGUCUUCGCCGGUCACCCACCUAGCAGGUUCUCCACCAUGUCCGUGGACCCGUUCUACCACCAGUUCAUUCAGCAGCGGAAUGCCCAGCAGAUUCGUGAUGACAUGGGCGUGCACGUUGUUUUCCCGGAGGAAGUAGAGGAAUCACCGGAGCUGAUUCUCGUUUAUGAAGGCAAUACCCCAUAUAGCGAAUAUACCGUCCCACGUGGUGCUCCCCCAGCCGCCGAAGUCAAGGCCUACCAGCAAGCCCUGCAGCAGGCUCAGCAGUUCAUCCAGGGCAUCACCAACAGCCAGCAGGAUAUCGUCUCUCGCGACGUUGAGGCUAAGCCUCAGUUCCACCUGAAAAUCCAGCGUUUCGUUGAGAAGGAGCAACAGGCUCUGCCGCGCGAUCAGAUCCCCGUCCAAAUGCUCUUCGGUGAGCGGCUACCGCAGGCUCGUAGGUCCUCCGGUAACAACUUCGCCAUGCGGGGACCUUCCAACGCUGUGGACGAUCUCUACGCCAAGAUCCUCGCCUUCAUUGAGCAAGAGGAAAAAGAUGAGCUUGAGCGGGGUUACACUACGACCUUCGACUUCCCGCAGAAGUUUGCCAACUAUCUGAUUGGCAAGCGCGGCGAGAACAUCCGGAAGCUCCGCGAAGAGUUCGAUGUUGAUAUUCAGGUCAAUGACGGCAAGGUUGAGCUCAAGGGUCCCCAGGCUAAGGCCAACGCUUGCAAAGCUCACAUCCUCGCAUUGGCCAAGCGACUUGAGGACGAGGCCACUCACACUUUGAAGAUCAAGCCUCAGUAUCACCGUGACCUCAUUGGUGCCAAGGGCAGCCAGGUCAACCGCCUGCAGGACCGCUACAAUGUCCGGAUUAACUUCCCUCGGUCAGCGCACAACGACGAUGAUGCAGCUACAGAAGGAGGAGCAUCGCAGCGCAACUUCCGCGCGCAGGCUCCUGAUGAAGUCACUAUCCGCGGUCCUCGAAAAGGCGCUGAUGAAGCGCGUGAGGAGCUGCUGAACCUGCUCCAAUGGACAAUCGAUAAUUCCUACACCGACAGCGUCUCCGUCGCCCAGAGCCAGGUUCCUCAGCUUAUUGGAUCCGGCGGACGCGAGAUGGAGAACCUCCGGCUGGGCACCGGCUGUCAAAUCGACGUCCCAGGUGCCCGUGAAGGUGCCGAUCCUUCCGGCCGUGCCGAGAUCAAGCUGAGAGGUACCAAGAAGCAGGUCGAAGAGGCGAAGAGGAUUCUGCAGGAGCGCGCAAAAGUGUUUGACGACACGGUUGUCAGGACGAUUGAUGUUGACCGCAAACACCAUAGGACCCUGAUCGGUGGAAGUGGUGGCAACAUUCGCCAGAUCGUCACCGCCGCAGGAGGGCCGGACAAUGCGCGAGAACUGGCUCGCAUGGUGCGCUUCCCCCGUGCAGACUCCGACGAAUCGACGAUCCGCGUUGAAGGUCCGAAGAACAUAGUUGACAAGAUCGUUGCCUCGCUCCAAGCCCAAGCGGCCUCGCUGGGGAACCAGAUUACCGAGACUAUCGACGUGUCCCCUGAUAAGCAUAGGAUGCUCAUCGGCCGGGGAGGUGAGACUCGACGGUCACUAGAGUCUCGGUUGAACAUCCAGCUAGAUAUCCCCAAGCAGGGCGUGACAGGGGCUGCUCGCAACCAGGUCAAGAUUACCGGUGAGCCGGGUGCAGUGGAGAAAGCCAAGGAGCACAUUCUCGAUCUCGUCAAGGGCCAGGAAGGCGAGACUGUCCAUGUGCCUCGUCAUCUCCAUCACCUCAUCUCGGACAAUGGCCAGUUCUUCCGCCGUCUCCGCAAUGAGCAUAAGGUUACCGUCGACCACGGUGGGCAGCAGUUGCCUCCUAAGCCUACUGCUCAUGAAGGUGGCAAGUCUCGCAAGGGCACUAACGGUGCUCUUCCUCUGAUCACGGACGACACCACCUCAGGUGCCGACGAGCACUCUUGGGAGCUCGUCGAUAAUAACACGGUUGACGAAGGUGCGGAUACCUCUGCUACGAUUCCUUGGAUCCUCCGCGGUCCCACCGACAACCUGCCGAAGGCCCGCCAGACGCUUCAAGCUGCGAUUGAGGCUGCUUCGAAGCCUACUUCGACAGGUUACCUGAUCCUCCCUGACCCGCGGGGUUACAGGCUGGUCGUCGGCCCCGGAGGAAGCACUAUCAACAACAUCCGCCGCAAGACGGGCACCAAGGUACAAGUCCCGCGCGAUCAGGCCAAGGACGAAGCAAUUGAAAUUGUGGGCACCAAGGAGGGAUGCGAGCAGGCGCGACAGAUGAUUCUAGACAUCGUGGCCAAAGGCGGAAGCCGCAAGUAGGUAGGCGGGACAUUUACGUAUCCAGGCAUCUCUGGGCAUGGGAUAUGGGCAUGACAUGAUUUGCAUGGCAGACCUGCAUAAUAUAGCGCGAGGGGUAGAUUGAUAUUUGAUGAUUGAGCUAAAAGGGGAAGCUACUCUUUUUUCUUUUGGGUGACCGCGUCUAGCCAUGGUGCAGGGCGGAGUCAAUCUUUUCUUUGCUUUGCUUUGUUCUUCCUGUAUGUGUAUCUAUGGGAGAUAUAAAAGUUCAAUGUAUGCUCUUUGGAAGUAGAA
Trematosphaeria pertusa is the source of this 4459-nucleotide messenger RNA. RefSeq lists its product as uncharacterized. Lineage: Eukaryota; Fungi; Ascomycota; Dothideomycetes; Pleosporales; Trematosphaeriaceae. Gene Ontology annotation, biological process: nuclear division. The record is from RefSeq and is a predicted model, not a curated record. The transcript has 2 exons. Gene Ontology annotation, cellular component: nucleus; cytoplasm. Gene Ontology annotation, molecular function: mRNA binding. Bases 209 to 4189 code for a protein of 1326 amino acids.